Messenger RNA from Acaulospora morrowiae, 795 nucleotides. The record is from the annotation of a GenBank genome assembly. Lineage: Eukaryota; Fungi; Glomeromycota; Glomeromycetes; Diversisporales; Acaulosporaceae.
AUGUCUUCACUUCGGAAUGCACUUCAACGACGCAAUCAUAAAGAACGAGCUCAACCGCGCUCCAGAGAGAAACAUGGAUUACUUGAAAAACAUAAAGAUUAUGUGCUUCGAGCACGAGACUACCAUGCAAAACAGGAGACAUUGAAGAAAAUGCGAGAGAAAGCAUAUUUUAAAAACCCCGAUGAAUUUUAUUUUAAGAUGAUAAAUAGUGCGACUAAGGGUGGUGUUCAUGUGGAACGUAAUUCAGCUUUUUCUGGAGAUGUCAUCAAAAUGUUAAAGUCACAAGAUUUGAAUUAUGUGAAAAUUCAACAUGACCUUGGAAAGAAGAAAAUAGAAAGAUUAAACAAUGAAUUGCACUUUAUCGAUAAUGACAUUAUUCAAGAUCCAAUGAGUUCUGAUAAAGAGGAAGAUGAAGAAAAACAUAAAUCUACAAAAUCGCGACACAUUAUAUUUGUUGAAACAAAGGAAGAAGCUAAGAAAUUUGACCCAGCCAAACACUUUGAUACACUGCCCGAAUUGAUUGGUCGGAAAUUUAAUAGACCUCGGAUAAAAACAUUAGAGAAUGAAAUUAUACCUGCGUCAGGAGAUGAAAUAAUACUUCGGAAAUUGCAUAAACAACGCUUAACAAAACACAAAGAACUUAGAGCUCGCUUAGAAAGACAGGAGCAAUUGAAAAAAGUGGAACAAGAGUUACAAAUUCAGAAAAACCUGACGGGUAAAGGUCGUCGAAAAAAAAUUGGGGUUGAUAAAAAUGGAUUGUCAAUAUAUAAAUGGAAAAACGAUCGUAAGAAGUAA